AUGAAGAACAGAAAAAAGACAAGCUUUGUGGCAUGCGAAAAAUAUCAAGAUUCUGGUUUCUUCCGUAUAGUCCCCCACGGAAAAACACAUCGACAAGCAGUACGAACAGAUCUGUUAGAAAAAGUAUACUUGUUAAUUAUUCCAGUUGAUUCACAAUUCAGCAAUGAUGCAAUUUUGGAAUUCCGAUGUUUUCAUAUUGGUGGUUAUCUUCAUAGUGGUAUACACAUUGCUAAUUUCAUUGGACACCUUCAACAGUUUUGGUUUAAUGGGAAUGCUUACAUUGAACUGGCUAGAAACUUUGGUACGCGUGAGCAUACGCAUCAAGGCAUCACACCAAUUAUUCGAGUGACAGGCCAGUUUGAAAAACGAAUUCAUCGAGUUCACAAGCCAGUUGCCUUCAAAUCAAAACACACAUUUAUCGGACUCCCUAUCUUAAAGGCAUAUGUUGAGACGAAUAUAUAUUUUCAGUUCAAGACAAAAGAGUCCAAUGGAUUGAUUCUUUUCAAUGCCGGCAAAGGAAAGGAUUUCAUCGCUAUUGAACUUCUUGAUGGUCAUGUGCAUUAUGUAAUUGAUCUCGGAGAUGGUGCUCUUCGGAUUCGAGAUAUAGCAAAAUCAAGGUUGAAUGAUGGCAAAUGGCAUUCAGUCACUAUAAGUCGCCCUGCUCCUAAAAAACAUACAUUGGCUAUUGAUGAUAAUGCUACGGUGAUUCUUAGUGAAGGAAGUAAUGAAAAUUUGGACUUAGAUGGAAUUCUUUACAUAGAAGAUCGUGUGACAACUGUCGAACAUUAA
Molecule: messenger RNA, 789 nt
Organism: Cotesia congregata
Lineage: Eukaryota; Metazoa; Arthropoda; Insecta; Hymenoptera; Braconidae
Source: the annotation of a GenBank genome assembly